Messenger RNA from Biomphalaria glabrata, 8281 nucleotides. RefSeq lists its product as uncharacterized. Gene Ontology annotation, molecular function: GTPase activator activity. Lineage: Eukaryota; Metazoa; Mollusca; Gastropoda; Planorbidae. The transcript is spliced from 10 exons. Gene Ontology annotation, biological process: signal transduction. The record is from RefSeq and is a predicted model, not a curated record. The coding region runs from base 305 to 2413 and encodes 702 amino acids.
AAGAAAAGGCCCACCGACAGCGCCCUCCCUUCGAGUAAAAAUCGAGGUCAACAUGCACAGCAGUGUAAAGUGUUAACGGUGAUGGUUGUAGAUCUAUUUACUUCCCUGAAAUUACUUGAAGAUGGAUCCAGGAAGUUCCCAGUUUGGGAAAAGCAAAGGUUGUGAAAUGGGCCAAAUUUAUAAAAAUGUGGAUCACAGUAAACCAGAAUCCUAGCUUUGGGCUGAUUUGUCUUCUAAAAGACUGCUUUCAAAUGGUCCUUGACUUCAGCCAUUGAAACAGCUGGCCAAGUAGUUUUUAUUGGCCAUGUUUCGCAAUGUAUUUAGUGGAUGUGUUUCUGACCGUAGCUCACAAGCAGAAGUACUGCGAUCUCAAAAAUUAAAAUUUGGGGCCUCUCUGUCUUCAGCUUUGAAGCAUGGUUACUUGCCAGGGCCUCUUGUGGACAUACUGGUACACAUUGCCAAAGAAGGCGUCACAACUGCUGAUGUUUUUCGACGUCCUGGAAAUCCAAAUGACACAAGAAGAAUUGUGAAGAGACUGACAGAAGGAAAACAAGUCAUCUAUGCUAAUUACAGUUUCUAUACUCUCGCCUCUGUAGUUAAGAAAUUUCUUCUCAAGAUUCCUGGAGGUAUCUUCUCACCUGAAGGAGAGGAAGCAUUACUGAGAGUUCUCACACUGACUCAGAAAAUGGAUCAAAUUGAAGCUGUGCAUAGCUUUAUAGAAAAGUUAUCUCCUGCCCAUCAGCAGCUCAUUUCCUUGUUGUUUGGCACUUGGUUUCGAAUAGUCACUUAUCAGGAAAAGAAUUGCAUGUCAGUGGAGGCCUUGUCUCGUAGUGUUGCUGGCAGCAUGUUUCACACUUGUGCAGAAGAUCCAGCAAAGGUGGAAAAAGCAAGUCGCAUCAUGCAGUUUUUGAUAGAUAAUUUUGGAGUCGAGAGAAUGUUCGGUCAAGAAAACCUUAGGUUUUUUGCAGAGACAACCCAUACUGGCAUUCAUAUACGAGAACUAUAUCGGUAUAGUUAUCGGCCAGAUUCACAACUCAUUCCACGAAAGCAGGCUGUUCGUGUGUUUGAUGCAUAUAUUGAAAAAGAAGCUUCCAAGUAUGGUUUUGACUUGGUUCAGAAUGCCACAGCACCAGAUUUAAUAGAAGUCACUAAAAUGAAUGAAGAAGAUGACGAGAAUGAGGAUUGUGGUCUUGGGAAGGAGCGAGAGCUUAGCGAGAGCCCACCAACAUCUCCCACUGCUCUUCGUCACUCGGACAUGUCCCGGGAUACAGAUGAUCAAGAUGAUUCUCACAUUAUGCUCAAUGUGUCCACACUUUCAGCUCCUGAAGUAUCAUUGGUUCCUUCCCCAGAAGUUUCAAAGCGUCCGAAAUCAUUGGAAGACAAUUUAAAUGAUGUACGUUCUCAUUAUCAAAGCCGGUGCCUCAGUAGAUUUAACUCUGUAAAGCGCAAGCAGUUAGAAAGGUUGAGACAAAGGUCAGACUGGUUUCUGAGUCCAACAGUGAGGGAACGCAACAACAGUCGAAAGGGCAGGUGUGAAAGUAGUCUGGUGUCUAGCACCAUCAGUAGCAGCAGCCAACACCAUGGUGGCAACGGUAAUGGUGGGGGCCAUAACACUACUCAUUCUAAUGGCAGCAAAGUCCUGCAACAAAAAAACUCAGGGAAUUCUGUGGUUACCAAAGCAUCUUCAGAAGGAGCUGUCCUAGAAGGAUUUUCAGAUGGUGACAGUGUCUUCACAGACAACACGAGCAGAAGUGAGUCCCCUGCCUCUGAGCCUGUAUGGUCGCACAUACUCAAGGUGCAUUCUCGAGAUAUCAUUCACAGUGACACCAUUGCAGAGCUAGGUGCUCCGGGGAUGAGCUUGUACGGAGGAAGUGGUGCAGACCUGAGCCUGGAUUCACAUGACAAUGUCAGCAGUCACUAUGCUGGUAUGUCUCUUGGGAGUCAGCUGGAUGAAGAAGAAGAAGACAGAAUGAGAGGCUACGAGGAAGGGGACGAUGAGCCGGAUGAUGAUGAAGAUAACAACACACCUACUGGGGUCCAGGAAGAAGAAGACACAACACUCAUGACUUCCUCAUUACCUGAUCUGCAGCAGCAGUGCGUUGGGGAUGACAGUAGCUCACGCAGCAAGGAUUCUCCGCUGGACCCUUUUGAAAUUGCAAAUGACUCUCGGCUCCAAAGAUUUGGCAGCCUUAGAGGUAGCUUUAAAACUCAACUCCAAGCUAUAGAUCAUCAGGCAACUGCAGGUGCAGAUCUUACAAAUGGGCAGCAAAAACAGCAUAAUCCAUUAGAGGACAAGGCACACAUUGAUAGUGUGAGGGACCCAGCUGGACAUGGUGAGCAACAACAGGAGGCAGAGAUUGUUCAGUGUUUUCUAGUGGAGCGCACAUAUGGAGGUCAAACUUUAGAUUCCUAGCAGCAACUUGUAGCAAAGCAGUUUGAGGAUUUGCACUUUGAUUUGAUAAGUUGAGCCUAAUACUUUCAUUUUCUCCUUAGUUGUUUUGGAAAUAUAUUUCUAUUUAUAUAAGUUCCACACUGCAUUAUACCAAUGAAAAUGUUGCAAAAACUUUGUGAGUUUAUUCACAACAAACACACUACUAGUCAAUGUCACUAUAAGUCAUCAGCUUUUUCAAACUCUGCUUAAUGAUAUAUCUAUGGCUACUUUAUGUCCAGGGUUUAUCAGUGGAUUUAUUUUUGUGUUUGUACUAUAAUUUAUAUUUCUUUUCAAACCAAACAAACCUGACACCAUCUGACAAUAUAAAGGCUAUCCCAAAGACUCACUAUCAACCACACUCUAAGCACUUAGUAUUCCUAGUAUUUUUGUUCAUAUAUGCAAUGCAAACUGUUUCUCGUUGUUCACAUAUAGUGUUCAGCCCUGUUUUUUGAUGGUGGUGUCAAUUUUGUUUUGCUUUGAUACUAAACAGUCAAGAAGAUCUGGCAAUACUACUAGUCUUGACAAUUUUGUUCAUUUUAUUGGCUAGAAAGUUACAUCAUAACAUUUUGUUUUCAUUUCUGAUUAGACUAAAGUUGGUUUCUUCUAGGCAUGUCAACUUUAUUUUUUGUUCAUUUCAGAUGGGAUUACUUUAUAGUCUGCUAGUUUCAGAUUGGAAUCUGUUCGUUUAUAAUAAAAGAAAUUCUAAUGUCCUUUAUUUUUUACUCAGUAGUGGGUUGUUUUUUGGGGGAUUUUCCAUUUCAACCAAAAUCAUUUCAUUCAUUACACUGUGUGCCACAAAUGUGAACACAAGAUAGAAUUCUAUUUUAACCAAGCUUCAAAAUUCCAAUAUUUCCAUUCUAAUUGGUACCUAUUCUUUAUGUGCUGGGUAGCUGUGAAGAGAUAAAAAAAAAUUCCACACUGAGAGAUCCAACUGUCCAAGUCUGUCUGUUACAGGGUGUGUACAGAGUUUGGAAACUGAUUUUCUACUUAGAAUCUCCAGUAUUUUUUUGAAGUCAGUUUUUUUUUUCCUUACUGUUAUUAAAUCCAAUUAAUUAUAUUAUUGAAUUAUAACCAGUUUGUUGAUUUUAUAUUUCAAUCUGUCCAUUAGAAAAUUUAAUUUGGUGUAACCUAUAUACUUUGCCUAUUUUGUUUCUCAGUCUAAUCUUAUUUUCCAAGCUUUUCAAUGACUAUUUAGUGAUACAAAUAUUUCUGUAUAUUUCAUCAUGUCUCAAUUUUUUCUUCUUUUUUUAAAAAAUCUAUAAUUUUAUUGAAUGGCUGGCUUUACGUAGUAGAUUAAUGCUUUGGUUUUUGUUGUCGUUUUGUUGGUGUGCUAUUUUUAUAUUGAAACCAAAAUGUCAAUAGAAAUCUAUUUACUUGUUGUAUUCAUUGUGUUUUUUCUUUUAGUCACUAUGUCAAACCUUUAUAUUUGCAUUGGAUUUUUUUUUUAGACAACUCAAAAAGUUACCACCAUUCCUUAGUUCUCAAUUUUUCUGUGAGAUUCCAUGUUUGUCAAAACUUGCCUAUAUGGAACACUUGACAGUUUAGACUGAUUGAACACUUACAGUUAGGGUACUGGGGAAUACAUUUGUUUUAUUGGAAAUUAUUACAAUGGGAGGAUUAACGUGAGGAAAAUAUUCAAGUUUUAAUGAUCUUUUAUUUGGUAAAAAGAAAUCUACUAUCAAGCCUUUAGGGGAAACGACGAUGUGAUUUGAUAAGUAGGUCUGGGUCAGUUACAGAGAAAAUAGUUGCUUAGUUGUUUCUUAUAGUAACACUUAUUGUAAAACUAAAAUACAUGCAAACUGUUGUACACUAGAUUUCAACGAGAAACAAAAUAUUUUCUGUAACUUUGCUUAGAGCUGAUUGCCUACAUCCUAGUAGUGAGCCAAAUCAUGGGGACAGAAAACUAGUUUCCCAGACAGUGGAGAGACAAACAACUGAGAAACACCUCUGGCAGCAUGGUACUCUCUGUUGUAGGCUAGCACGGGCUGGUGGGAUCAAUAGUGAGAUUGUCAUGACCUAUAUACAGGUGCCUUUGUUGUUUUUUUUUUCAAUCUUGCAAAACAAUGUCAUUGGUAUGUUUGUAUUCAUGCUCACAUAAACUAUAUUUGUUUUUUGAUUUUUUCAAAUCUUAAAAUAUAUCAUAAUGUUUAUUUUUUUAUUUUUUUUUGUGUAAAUGUCAGAAAUUAAUUAGCAGUAUUUUUUACUUUUGUGCUUGUAGUUCUAGCUAAGUUUGAAUUUUUUAUGUUUUUGCCUUGUCAUUGUUCUGUCCUGGGAAUGUCAUAAUUAAUUGAUGUCUUUCACUCCUUUUUUUUUUUUUUUCAAUCAGCAAAUGUGAAUUCCUUUACAUUUUUUUUAAAGUCUGGAUUCUUUAGUCAUGUGAUAUGACCCAUGUUACACCUUUGAUUCAAUCCAACAUUUGAAUAGAAGGCUGUGAGUUGAAAUCCUUCUCAUUCAAGUGGUGAUUGCUGUACAUGAUGUUAUAGCGUGACAAUAGUGCUUAGUAGAUGAACAGGAGAACAGCAGAAGUCAAGCAAAACAUUUUGAUCUUAAGCAAGUUGUUCAUUUUUAAGUCUUGUGAUUAGAAAAUGUCAUGUGAUAACUAGUAAGUGAUAUUUCUAACGAACAUGAAGAGUAAUUUAACAGUACAAAUAUUGAUAUAUUUUUGUUAUAAAAUUGUGAACAUUUUUGUUAUGUUGUAGAUUUUAAGGCUGGCCGUUUGUCAAAAUAAUAUGAUGACCUAGAAAUUACUUUAAAAACAAAAAAAAAAGAAAUUUAAAUAAAAAAAAAAAAAGAAAUUAAAGUCUGUGGAUUUUUGUUUCUUCAGGAAAUCAUUUGUUCUGAAAGGUAGUGGUGAAUGUUGUUCCCUCUGAAUUGUUUGCUUUGUAGAUCAGCUCUAGGAUUUGUUACCUAGCUGAAGGUUGGAGUGGUUAAAUCUUGGGGAAAACAUGUGAAUAAUCUAACAACAUGUUUUCAAUAGCAUCUACUUAGUCUUUAGUAUUAACAAUUCAUAAAGUCAAAAGUAAAUUUGUACUUAAUAAUUUAUAUUUUUUGUAUGCAAAAAUAUUGAUCAUUUCAAAAUUAUUAUUUUGUUCUGUGUAAGUAAUUUAUUCAAAGUGUCAGUUGAGUGUUGCGUCCAGAAUUUGUUCAGGUUUGAACUAGUUGACGUUUUGUUUUCGAUGCUUUUGAUUUGAUAAAAACCUUUGAGCAUACAAGCAAAACUAAGAAUAAUUUGAACUGUAUUUCCUCAGAUUUGUCUCUUCUAUUGCAAUGUAAGCCAAAAUAACACUGUCAAUAAAAAGUAUUCAAUUAUUACAAACUUUGAUGUGUAUCCUAUUAUUGCUUUUUUUUUUCUGUAUGUGCUUUUGAUAUGAAAUAAUAAGAUCUAUUUUAAUUUACAUGGAAAUAUUUUUAUAUGAUGAAACAUUUUUUUGUUUUGUUUUUUUUUUUAGACUUCUUGAUAUUUUGUCUUGAUAUUGUGUCUAUUGAUCUGGGCCCAUAUGGCCCCCCUUAUGGCCUAAUGUUUGUGUUUGUUGAAGGGCAAGGUCAUUUCAAGGAAGGGCAUGUGAAUCUAGUGCCUUGGGACUUGUUUCUGAUGAUACGACUUGUCCACUAAACCUAGUUGACCAACUUUUUUGUUUUUUAAAAUUGAUUUCAACAAAAGCAAAGCUUACAUUAGCCAACACAUUUCCCCUACUUAAUGGUUUGUACUGAAUAGUUUAUAUCUAAAAAAAAUAAAAAUUUUUUGUUACAUUUAAUUUCAAAACAAAAACAACUGAUAUUUUAAUUCAUGUAUAAUGUUGAUUGAAAUAGAGGUUUGACAUUUUACAAAAUGAUUGAAAUUCAUGUUUAUAUUUGAUUCCAUGAGUUUUUCUGUGUAUUUUAAAUGUAUGUUUAAUGUAUCUUGCUUGAAACCUACAGCAUGUAUAGUAUUGUUUGGCUUUAUCUCACAGUCAGCACCACUCUGCUUGUUACAUUUUUUUUCCCCUAGAUAUCUGGAUCUUAAACCAAGAUGUAAACCAAGACUGUCUUUGGUUGUUGUUGUUUCAAUUUUGUGUUCUUUACUUGGUGCAGGUGAAGCUAGUGUAGUGUUGGCUGCAAAUAGAGUCUUUUGUGUUCUUGGGAUUGUGCUUUCUUUGACUUCAUUGUAUAAGAUUAGUAAAGGCAAAACUUUUUUUUUUGUUUUGAUUUUGUAAAGAUACUUAGAGCUGUGCUAAACCUAGAGCUGUGUUUGAAAUGGAAUCUCUUAGCGGCAAGAACAAUUUUUAUUGACUUGAAGGCUUUAGUUGAAAACAACUCAGACUAGUCAUCGCCCACAUGCAACAAUCAUAAUUUAUUGAUUCAUGCAGUCAACAGCUUUUAAAAAAUUGUUUUCUAUUUUGGUGUGUGUGUGUGUGUGUGCAUAUCCCUCCUUUUACCAUGUUUUCUAUGCAUCACUUCAAAUAUUUUGUGCAUAUAACAAAAAACUUUUUUUUUUAAUUUUGUCAAAUAGUAUUAACUUUAAAAAUGUCAUUUGAACAUAGCUUACUUUUGUUUUUAUUUUGUAAUCCAUGACCUAUAUACAACAGUUUUAUUUCUAAUGACAUUGUAAUGAAUGUAUUUAGACCAACAAAAAAUAUUUUUGAAGUUGAAAUAUUUUUUUCUUUUCAAUUAUUGUAAUCUAGAGUGGCAGACAGAAAUUAAAUUGAGUAAAAAAAAUGUAUCAAUCUGUGGAUUAAAAAUGCUCAAUUUUUUUAUUUUCUAGAAAGUAUAAUAAAGUCUAGAAUGGGGCUGUAACAUACACGUUUUUUGCUGUCUUUUUUAAGAGAAAAUUGUGUGGCCUGUGCAAUGAUUGUUACCUUUUUAUUUCUUGUAACUGUGUCAGCUGACAGAUGCUCUGAUCCAUACAUUAAUUUAAACAAAUGUUGUCUACAAAACUGAUGAAGAUUUUCUUGAAUAAGUUUUAUUUAGUUAUCAGACUAGUAGGUUGAUGGUGAUAAGGCUUAAUAGUUUUUACAUUUAUUCCCCCUGUCUCUUGCUUUCUAAUACCUGGCAACAGAGUGGAAACUAUUUCAUUUUCUGCUGUUACAAAUGUCUACACUAGAGACUCUCUGAAUGUGCCUCAAUUUAAAGCAACUUAAAGAAAGGUUUGAAAUCUUUUUUUUUUUUGAUUGCUGAGUAAUGUCAAGUGUGACACUACUUCAGUUUAGAUCAGUUGAUUCAGUUUAGAUCAGUUGAUUCAGUUUAGAUCAGUUGUUUCAGUUUAGAUCAGUUGUUUCACAACUUGUACAACUUUAAUUUAAACUGUCAAGAAUUAAAAUAUCUUUAAAAUUAAGCAUUAGAAUGUUCUGUUUCUAUUACAGAUUUGAGUGUAGGCCAAAAUUGAGAACACAUAACUUUGUGAUAUUGCUUGAGAUCGAAGAUUUCCACUAUUUAGAAUACAUCCAAUAAUCAAUUAUAAAAAUUUAAAAAAAUUUGUGAAAAAAAGUUUUUCAGAAUUUACUUGCAAGUCAUUUGACAAUUUUUUUAAAUGUCCACCAACAAUGACUUGGAUGACAACUUUUGUUUCUACAAACCAAUGACUUGCAUGACAACUCUUGUUUCUACAAACCAAUGACUUGGAUGACAACUCUUGUUUCUACAAACCAAUGCCAAUGCUAGAGUUGGGUGUAGACAGAGAACUAAUUAUCUCCCAGUGUGUGAUACUAUUUCCCAUGCCAGCUAGAUGUAGACUUUCUGAAUGUUGUGUGCAGGUGUCUGUGUGCUGACAGUCAAUGCUUUGAUCUUCAUUUCUCACUCACAUUUUCAACUGUUUCCUUAAUGGCUUUGAAAAUGUUCAUUUUUUUUAAAGAAUAAAAUGUGUAUAAAUAUUCA